UACUUACUCACACAGACUGGUAAGCAUAGGAAAACAGCUUCAGAUUUACAUGAGGACAAACCCCUUCAUUGCCUGACUUUGUCUCUUCACUGUCUUGUUUAGAAGACAGUUUGAAAGUGCUUGUUACAAAACAGUCUUGUUAGUGGAAAGUGACUCAAAAUGAAGAAGUCUCAGUUCUAGGUCUCCUUUUUAUAAAGUCUUACCCAAGAGGAAGUGAGCACGGGGUAAGCCGCAUAAGUGCCGCAGAGAUGAAAUGUAAACCAGGAAGAAACAUGCCGUCGAUGUACUUGAUGGGAACACAUGUACCAUGUGAAGAGACAUGACAAAAACAGCCCUCCUUAAAUUACUUUUGGCCAUAGUGAUCACGUUCAUUUUAAUUUUGCCAGAAUAUUUCAAGACACCAAAAGGAAACAUGUUGGAACUAUCAUGUCUGGAAGUGUAUUUACAACAGAAUUUCAGCUAUUCAUUCUUCUCUACAAAUGCUUCUUUUGUGACCUUUCUGCAACCAAUAGGAGAAACUCAGACUAUUACGGGAAUCUUUCUAAAUCACUCCAGCUUUCAAAACUUCACCAGGAUUUGCCAAGAUAUCACAAGUGAACUCAAGACGUGCUUCUCAUGUUUGGCUUGUGAGUCCAAAGGAAACACUGAUUUUAUUUUUCAGGAACAAACAUCAAAAGCUCUUAUCAUGAGAGGAUCAAUGGAAGUGAAGUCAAAUGAUUUUCACUCACCUUGUCAACAUUUUAACUUCACUGUAACUCCUAUGGUUGACCACCUGGAGGAAUAUAAUCUUACCUGUAAUCUAAAAACCCACACUAGAAGGUCAGCUACCGAGGAGGAAGAUCCAACCGAGGCAACAUCUGUAAACCGUACUUGUAGAACUAUGGAACACCCACAUAAUUGUAUAAACAUUUCUUUCCAUUUAGAAAUGGAUGCAAAAAAUUCUAUCUGUUCCAUGAAGAUCACUUGGUAUGUUCUAAUUCUAUUAGUCUGUAUAGUUUUGCUCAUCUUCAUUAUCCGCAAAAUACUUGAAGGCCACAGAAGAGCGCAGAAAUGGCAGAGUCAUAAAUACAAACCUACAUCUGUCCUCUUACGAGGAAGUGAUUCUGAGAAACUACGAACAUUGAAUGUGCGGGUUAUUUCAGAGACCACCAAGAGGCCACCGACGACUCUGGUCAAGGACGUGCUUCCUCCAAUACCAGAACUAGAAGUUACUUCCGCGGGGCAUCAGCAAGAUCAAUAUACACGACUAUCCUUCUGAACUCCUCUGGGCAAUUUGGACUGAACCCUCCUGAAGAGUACUCAUAAUUCUAUUCUGGGAAUGAGUUAACUGGUAAAUAUUUGGUACAGCUGAGGCUGCACAACAAGAACCAGUAGGAACGCUGACUGGUUGAUGGGAACUAACUCAACAGCACUCAUUUUACCCAGGAGAUCAAAGGAAUGAGUUUUUUCAGAAAGGAAUUAUGAGUCAUGAGAAACAAGCUAAUGAAACCAUGAAAAAGCAAGAGAACACUUAUUUCCUUCAUUUAUCUACCGUUAUACGGCUUACAGUAGCCCCCAGAUUUUGAUUUUGAGGUACCAAAAACAGGGUUGAGGAUGAAAAUGCUUUCUCUCAGCGUCCCACAUUGCAGAUCCUGAUUUGAUGUAUUUUCUUAAACAGAUGGAUUGUUCCUAUUUUAUAAAUUGCUUAAGAGGAUCUGGGUUGGUUGUUCAUACAUUUGCUUGCAUCUAUAAAUCUUGCCUCUUUUUGGCACCGAGAUGUUUAAAAAAUUCAAAGAUACCAAAAUAAAAUGAAUUUAAGUGAAAUAUAUGAAUAUUUAAAUCUAA
Molecule: messenger RNA, 1824 nt
Organism: Odocoileus virginianus texanus
Lineage: Eukaryota; Metazoa; Chordata; Mammalia; Artiodactyla; Cervidae
Gene: TMEM156
Product: transmembrane protein 156
Source: RefSeq, a predicted model, not a curated record